UCCUUCCCAAAGCAAGCAGAGAAAGCCUUUCUGUGUAAAAAUACGUUCUCUUAUUCUUUUUUUCAGCUGCUUUUUGUCGCUAAAAACAAUAUGGAAAUGGACCGCAGGUGACAAAGUUUCAUGGAAAUAUCUUUCUGGACUCUGAGGCCCAGUGUCAUCUUCAUAGCUACUACAUCAGAGAUACGCGUGAGUUGUGAGAAUGAACUGGGGAAUAUUCCAAGGUUUGCUCAGCGGAGUUAGCAAGUUCUCCACUGCGUUCGGCCGUAUCUGGUUAUCUGUUGUCUUCAUAUUUCGACUUCUAGUUUAUGUGGUGGCAGCAGAGCGAGUAUGGAGUGAUGAGCAAGGGGACUUUGACUGCAACACCAAGCAACCAGGAUGUACGAAUGUUUGCUAUGAUCACUAUUUCCCUGUCUCACAUAUUCGACUGUGGGCUCUUCAACUUAUUUUAGUCACCUGUCCAUCUCUCCUUGUAAUAAUGCAUGUUGCCUAUCGGGAGGACAAGGAAAGAAAAUACAGGGAGAAGUUGGGAGAGAACUGUGGAAGACUGUAUGUGGAUACAGGAAAGAAGAGAGGAGGUUUGUGGUGGACUUAUCUCAUCAGUCUCCUAGCAAAAGCCUUGGUGGAUUCUAUAUUCCUUUAUGUCUUUCAUCACAUCUAUGAGAAUUACACUCUUCCAAACGUUGUCAAGUGCACCAUUGACCCUUGUCCAAAUAUUGUUGACUGCUUUAUAUCCAGACCAACUGAAAAAAAUCUCUUCACUCUCUUUAUGGUGGUAACUACUGGUGUUUGCAUCUUACUCAACUUGUGCGAGAUGGGCUACUUGGUGUGUAAGAGAUGUCACGAGUGCCUUACCCACAAAAACAUGUCAGCCAAGGAGAAAGACAACAAUGUCAUAGUAUAUCUUCAAAGUCAGGAGAUCUUCCAUAACAUCAAUAAGAUGAAUGAGGAAAUGGACAGACUGCAUCCAUGCAUACUUGUGACACCACCGGAGACUAAAUUGUCUUGAGGAAGUCAAGUGACUGUCAAGACCACAUUUCUAACAUAAAUUACAAUAAUGAUUAUAAAUAACAACCUCAUCUCUUUUUUAAAUGGACUAUGCGCAAGGCAGAAUCAUAUUUGGCAGUGUUAAAAUUGCCUCUGGGGUGACAUUUUCUGCUUUCAUGCUUCCCAAGUGUCAUUUUAUUUUCCUUAAAGUUUAAAGGUUGUGCUCAUAAAGUGGAUAUCAAAUGUAAUUGCAAGGAUGACUUAAAACACUGAAAUGUCACAAUCAGUUGGGUAAAGGCUCAACCUUUAAGGGCAAUAUUGAAUAUUUUAUUACCAUAUGUAAUAUUUUCAUUUUGUUCCAAUAACCCAAACUCUUGUAAAACUCCAAGAAAGUCUUCACCUUGCUAAUCCGACCUGCAUAUUUUAAAUAACAGGAUAUUUCAAAGUAAAUAUGCUAUUGACAAUACUAGUAGAAAAACUUAAAAUACAGGUAUACAUUUUUCAAAAAAAAGAUCAGAACAAACAAUUCUUGCUGCCGAACAUUUAUAAACCUAUGUUUUCUAUUAUUUUUAAAUACAUAAAAACUAUUUUUUUACAUGGCAUGUUUGAAGCUUUAUAUAUCCUGUAAAUACGCAGGUUUCAAAGUAUAACAAACUUGUUUUAUUUAUUUGUUGCGGUGCAAUUAUUCUUAUGUAUCAUUUUGAAAAUAUAUUAGCAAUGUUUUGCAAGAAAUAAAUACAUACUUAUAAGACAUAAAUCUUUUGAAACAGCUAAUUAUGAAAAACCUGUAAUCAAAGGCUAUUUUAUAUACAUUACAUUAUCUACUAUGGUUUAUUUGCUCACUUGGAAUUUUCUAAUGUAAUUUAUACCGUGUGCACCCACUGUGUUGAUUUCUUUGUAAUACAGCUUUUUUAGUA
Messenger RNA from Spea bombifrons (plains spadefoot toad), 1901 nucleotides. RefSeq names its product gap junction beta-5 protein-like. The record is from RefSeq and is a predicted model, not a curated record. Gene Ontology annotation, cellular component: connexin complex. Gene Ontology annotation, biological process: cell communication. NCBI's taxonomy places the organism in Eukaryota, Metazoa, Chordata, Amphibia, Anura, Pelobatidae. Bases 200 to 1006 code for a protein of 268 amino acids. The transcript has 2 exons.